Molecule: messenger RNA, 3166 nt
Organism: Cylas formicarius (sweet potato weevil)
Lineage: Eukaryota; Metazoa; Arthropoda; Insecta; Coleoptera; Brentidae
Exons: 16
Coding region: 132-3113 (993 amino acids)
Source: RefSeq, a predicted model, not a curated record
ACGGACAGAUAUAAACAUAUUGGGGAUUUGCUUUAAAAUAUAGGUCAGACAAACGCUGUGAGUGGACAAAUGUGCCGGGUGAUAAACAGUUGCGCGUAUAACAAUUUAUCAGUCCUUUGACCUGCUAAAAAAUGUUCGUUUGCAAAAUAUCUUAUCUAUUUCUAAGCGCCAUUUUGACGAAAGCCGUAGUUUUGCAGGACAAAACCUUAACAAUCGGUUUGCCUCAAACGACAUGCGGGUUCAAUGGGAAAAUUCAGGAAGCUACCAGAAACACCACAACAAUAGUAUUACCAAAAAAUUGUCUAGCGCAAUACAGCCUCAAUGCCGACAGGAUCGCAACGUGCCAAAAUAAACAACGCUGCACGCUGAUGACGUGGAAAGUGCUUAGAGAUUUCGAAAAAACAAUGAAUACCAAUUACCAGAAUACAGGAGAAGGUGUCGUACAAUUUAACAACUCAUUAUUGCAACCUGGAUUUAAAUACGACCUCCACGUUAUGCUGAAAGAUCCCGACGGACGAAUCGAGGAGAAGCAAGUUCCUUUAAUUUAUCCAGAACAAAACGACAUGCCUUAUUCAGAUGCAUCGGCUGCCAGCUUGAUCUUGGAAAUUGGUACCUCUUACGUGUACAUUACUUCGGAUCUUAUUAUUAACGCGAAAGUAGCGAUAUGUUCUAAUUUAACGGCAUACCAUUUCGAGUGGACAUUUUUGAGUCAAAACGGAUCGGAAGUUAUUAUUCCAUUGACAGAAAAGAGUUCCCAACUAAUCAUCCUUUCUGAUGUCUUGAUUGCCGCUGUCCAAACGAGCGCAACAUACGUGGUGGAAUGUAAUGUGAUUGACGCGGAACGAGAAGUGUCGAUUGCUAACGCCAUAGUCAAAAUUAAAACUGUCGAACCUUCCAAAGAUAUUUGGGACAGCUUUGAAGUUCGCCUGCCAUUUAAGAAAACUACAAUCAACAUGAACAAUCCGAUCACAAUCAAGCCCAAUAUUGUUAACCCGUUUGGAAGAGAAAUGAACUAUGAGAUCGAAUGGUUUUGUUUUCUGGAAUCAAAAAUUAUCUGCGAUAAUCAAAGGGAUUCGAUUCUGCAUUUGGAAAAUGGUUUUUCUCGGGAAGGACUGUAUGACAUAACCUUGAAUGUGAAAAAUGGAGAAGUGGAACGAAACGAUUCGUGCCAAGUCGAGGUAAUUUCUGGGGUACCAUCUAUCGAAUUCCAUAUGGAGUACCCACUAAAACCCUUGAACGGGAUCGAAAUUGUCGCGCACAUAGACGAAUUAAGAACCUAUUGUGCCGUGAGAUGGGUUUCGGGUGGGCAGUAUGCCACAGACCUAAAUAAAAUUCCAGGUUUCCUUAACGAAAUCCAUAAUAUUUCGUCAAUGGAUCGAUUGUUUCUCGAAGAAAUAGAAGAGUUUGGAAACAUUACGAUCUCCAAAGAGUUUAAAUUAAAGAUUCCGCCUCCGUCGAAAACGUGGCCCGGCCUCCAAGACGGAGUGCACAACGUGUCAUUGACGGUCUCGUGUCCAUCUAUCCAAGAAAUUAAUAACCCCGCGGAAAUCAUAGAAAAACCGUCGGACUUUAUCACGGUAUCUGGCUGGACGUUAAUAGAAAUCGAACCGACGCCAAUUUUGAAACAACUGAACGUAUCUUCUGAAGAUUGCGUGGCGACCAGAUCGAUUUAUUUGUUUAAAACUAGUCCUGCGGUCGGAACAAGGCCCAUAUUAUACAAAUACGGGUUCAUAUUCGACGAUUUUGAUGCAGUUUUCUAUACCGGGAUAGAUGUGUUUUCCACAGAAACGAUACUUCCGUAUAACGAAGACAGGGGCAUUCAAACUUACGUGGAAGGAUGCGAUUAUCUGGGUAAUUGCGGGAGGAUGUUUGGACCAACAAUUAUAACCAACGUAGAGAACACGCUAGACGAAAGCGGAUUUUUAAAAAUAUUUCACCAAAAACUUGAGGCUGGUGAUUAUACCAAAGCAAUGAUAUACGCGGUCAUCUUCACCCAAACCUCCAAAUAUCAAACGCACAGCAUAAACAAUACAGUCAACAGAGAAUUAAAGGAAAAAAUGGAAUCAUUUCUGGGCGCUGAUCCCAAGAGUGAGUCGUGGAAAGCAAGCGCAGGAAUAUUCUUACAAAGUCUGGUUCAAUUUGAAGCUUACUUAGAAGUGUCGACGGAUAUUAUUGAGAGCGUAAUACUCCUAAGGGAUCAAUUGUCUUCAACAGAAGACCAAAGGGAAUCAAUUGGCAGACAUUUGCUAUUAACCAAAGAAAAAAAUAGUCACACACUGAAGGAGAUGAAAAUCUCGUUGGAAUUGUCGGAGUUUAUAAUUGCGAAUUCGAUUAACAGGGAGAGUAUAGAGAAAGAAAAGGAGCAUAUAGUAAACACGUUAGUCGCGUAUAUGGAACAGGCUUGCGCCAAUAUUUUUAAAGGACAUAAGGUCUUCCAAGUUGAAAUGAAAACUCUAAUUUUCGCUGUAGAAAAGUUUUAUGUCGGUAGUAAAUACGUAACGAUUCCGUUCGAGCAGAAUUCCUGGAAUAUGACGGCAAAAAUUAAAACCCACUGGCGCGGAAACUCAACAGGGUACUGUUCGGCGAAGACCAUGUUCCGAGAUUAUUUUAGUAGAAAUUCCACCACCUUUGGAUUCCAUCUUGUCCGCGGUCUAAAUAGUCCUUCCGAAGAGGCCGUCGAUUUCAACGUAACAGUAUUCUUGCCCACCGAAGAACCGCAGCAUAAUAUUUUAAAAUGUUCAGUUUACAAAAAUGGCUGGUUGAGUACCUGCAGAAUAAAAAAACAUCUAAAUGGUUACGUAGUAUGUUCCUGUCCAUCUCUGGGAUAUUUCUUUUUAGACUUGGAUAAUUCGACAUCAUUAAAUGCCAAUGCAACUCUGGAAGAAUAUUUUGACAACGCAGAAAACGUUACGGUUAAUAUUCCCGAGAUAUCGUUUAAUAGAUUUGAUGGUGAAAAAAUUUCGUACGUCAUAAUAGCGUCUUGUUUCGGAGGGUUUGUGAUACUGUGCUAUAUUAUUCGCAAAUUGACGAUAUACCCGCAGCAAAAUCCAAUUUUCGACCCGACCCACGAAAACGUCCAUUACGGAAACCUGCUUCACGACGAGAUCAACUAAUCAAUAUAAUUUUAUCGAUAAGGAUUUUGUUUGAAAUAAAGUUUUUUAUUUUA